This is a messenger RNA of Mus caroli (Ryukyu mouse), 4374 nucleotides long. Lineage: Eukaryota; Metazoa; Chordata; Mammalia; Rodentia; Muridae. The record is from RefSeq and is a predicted model, not a curated record.
AAAAAUAUUUUAAAAACCUGUGUUAUGCAGAUUUUAUUGUAUCGAUUAAUUGAAAUAUGAAUCCUUGGAUAGAAUUUGAAAUCCUUAAUUGCAUAGAGUAUUAGAAUUAUUAAGUUAAACAACUUAUCUAUAACAUGUUAACUUAACAUGAUAUGUAUUCACAGUUCCUUUUCAAAAUGAAGCAUUAUGUCUUAAGAGCUGGGGUCUGGAUAGAUGCUCAGUGGUUUAGGGCAUGUAUUUUGUGGUAGAGCACUUGAUUUGGUUUCCAGCUUACAGCCAUCUGUAAUUCCUCUUCUGGCCUCUGUAGGCACCUGCACUUAUGUGCAUAUACACCCACACAGACACACAAACAUGCACAGUAAAAAAGAAAACAACUGUUAAAAAAUACUCUCAGAACUAGUUGCCUUGAAAAUAAUUUUAUAUACCUCAAGAGAUGAUGUGAAAAAUCAGGAAGAAAAAUGGCAGUGUUAAUUCUUAGGAAUGUAAAAUUCUACAUUGUCCUUACUUUGAUUGGCACAGGUAAAAAUGGCUCUCUGAGAUGAGUGUCUCUAAUGGAACAUAGCUUCCAGUUACUAAAACUCAGUAUCCUGUCAAGUUUCAACUCCCCAGAGUAUGUAUUUCUAUUGAAAAUAGUCUAGUGUACUUCUCUUGUCUUCCUUGAAUUUCAGUUUGGAAUUGCAGUUCUACCUAUACUUUGAGAAUGGGCAGGAAAAUUCUUCAUUAUGAUAGUCGUGAUGAUAAUUACAUAGUGCUGAAAUUUAACCCAGGGCCUUGCAUAUGGGUAACAUGCUUUCCAUUGACCUCUGCCUCCAAGGCAGUCUUGAUAUUAUUGUUAUUUUGAAUUUUAUUACAUUAAAAUUUUCAUUUUGUGUCCUUGUAUGAGUUGUAUACCUUGGCAAGCAUGGGAAGGCCAGAGGACAACUUGUAGGAGUCACUUCUCUCCAUCUAGAGUGUGGAUCCUAGGAAUUAACUCGGGUCGUCAGACUUGGCAGCAGGAAUAGCUAUUCAGUCAGACAGAACCACUUACACGUUUUGCAGUAUCUUCCGAGGAAGUCAGAAUCUGAGCCAGCAUGAAGAUUGAAUCUUGUCUUUGGUCUGAUUUACCUUUAUUGUAACCAUGUGCAAGGUGGAGGUUAUAGCAUGGAAACUAAAAUCUUACUUCCUGCCUGACAUAACUCACUUCAAGAAGUACACAAUGUCAGAACAUGGGAUUAAGUGGGCCUGUGAAUAUUGUACGUAUGAAAACUGGCCGUCUGCAAUCAAGUGUACUAUGUGUCGUGCCCAGAGACCCAGUGGAACAAUUAUUACAGAAGAUCCAUUUAAAAGUGGUUCAAGUGAUGUUGGUAGAGACUGGGAUCCUUCCAGUACUGAAGGGGGAAGUAGUCCUUUGAUAUGCCCAGACUCUAGUGCAAGACCAAGGGUUAAGUCUUCAUACAGCAUGGAAAAUGCAAAUAAAUGGUCAUGCCACAUGUGUACAUAUUUGAACUGGCCAAGAGCAAUCAGAUGUACCCAGUGCUUAUCCCAGCGUAGGACCAGGAGUCCCACAGAAUCUCCUCAAUCCUCAGGAUCUGGUUCAAGACCAGUUGCUUUUUCUGUUGAUCCUUGUGAAGAAUACAAUGAUAGAAAUAAAUUGAAUACAAGGACCCAGCAUUGGACUUGUUCUGUUUGCACAUAUGAAAACUGGGCUAAGGCUAAAAAAUGUGUUGUUUGUGACCACCCCAGACCUAAUAACAUUGAAGCAAUAGAGUUGGCAGAGACUGAAGAGGCUUCUUCAAUAAUAAAUGAGCAAGACAGAGCUCGAUGGAGGGGAGGCUGCAGUAGUGGUAAUAGCCAAAGAAGAUCACCUCCAACUACAAAACGGGACUCGGAAGUGAAGAUGGAUUUUCAGAGGAUCGAAUUGGCUGGUGCUGUUGGUACCAAGGAGGAACUUGAAGUGGACUUUAAAAAACUAAAGCAGAUUAAAAAUAGGAUGAAAAAGACUGAUUGGCUAUUCCUCAAUGCCUGUGUGGGUGUUGUGGAAGGUGACUUAGCAGCCAUAGAAGCAUACAAGUCAUCAGGAGGAGACAUUGCACGCCAGCUUACUGCAGAUGAAGUACGCUUGCUGAACCGUCCUUCUGCUUUUGAUGUUGGCUACACUCUGGUACAUCUGGCUAUACGCUUUCAGAGGCAGGACAUGUUAGCGAUAUUGCUCACAGAGGUAUCUCAACAAGCAGCAAAGUGUAUUCCAGCAAUGGUGUGUCCUGAACUGACAGAACAAAUCCGGAGAGAAAUAGCUGCUUCUCUUCACCAGAGAAAGGGGGAUUUUGCUUGCUAUUUUCUGACUGACCUUGUAACAUUUACAUUACCAGCAGAUAUUGAAGAUUUGCCUCCAACAGUUCAAGAAAAAUUAUUUGAUGAGGUGCUUGAUAGAGAUGUUCAAAAAGAGCUAGAGGAAGAAUCUCCAAUUAUAAACUGGUCUUUGGAGUUGGCUACACGUUUGGACAGUAGACUAUAUGCACUUUGGAACCGGACUGCCGGAGAUUGUUUACUUGACUCAGUACUACAAGCUACAUGGGGCAUUUAUGACAAAGACUCGGUGCUUCGGAAAGCCCUGCAUGACAGCCUGCAUGACUGUUCACAUUGGUUUUACACUCGCUGGAAAGACUGGGAAUCGUGGUAUUCCCAGAGCUUUGGUUUACAUUUUUCACUGAGGGAAGAACAAUGGCAAGAAGACUGGGCAUUCAUACUCUCUCUAGCUAGUCAGCCUGGAGCAAGUUUGGAACAGACACACAUUUUUGUACUUGCACAUAUUCUUAGACGACCAAUUAUAGUUUAUGGAGUAAAAUAUUAUAAGAGUUUCCGGGGAGAAACUUUAGGAUAUACUCGGUUUCAAGGAGUUUAUCUGCCUUUGUUGUGGGAACAGAGUUUUUGUUGGAAAAGUCCAAUUGCUCUGGGCUAUACAAGGGGCCACUUCUCUGCUUUGGUUGCCAUGGAGAACGAUGGCUAUGGCAACCGAGGUGCUGGUGCUAAUCUGAACACUGAUGAUGAUGUCACCAUCACAUUUUUGCCUCUGGUUGACAGUGAAAGGAAGCUCCUCCAUGUGCACUUCCUGUCUGCUCAGGAGCUAGGUAAUGAGGAGCAGCAAGAGAAACUGCUCAGAGAGUGGCUGGACUGCUGUGUGACAGAAGGGGGAGUUCUAGUGGCCAUGCAGAAAAGCUCUCGGCGGAGAAACCACCCCUUGGUCACACAAAUGGUAGAAAAAUGGCUUGACCGCUACAGACAGAUCCGGCCUUGUACAUCCCUGUCUGAUGGAGAGGAAGACGAGGAUGAUGAGGAUGAAUGAGAACAAACACCUAAGGAGAACAAAAGACCAAGGCAUCAGGUCUGAGGUGGCCUCAAAGUUAGUGUGGUAUCCUAAACAGAAUAUGCAGCAUGGAGCGAGCCAUACCCUGCCGGACCUGCUCCCAGUUACCUUUCUGUCCCACACUCACUGGAGAGAACCGAGUGCGUCUGCAUGAGGAGAUGGAGAACUUCGGUUGAACGACAGUUUGUAAAAAAGAAAAAAAAAAAAAGAAAAAAGAAAAAAAAUAACCUAAUUUUAUUGACAGAACUUUUUUUUCUUUCAAAUUGUAAAUCUGUCUAUGAAUGUAACGCAUGUGGUUGUUUGAGAAGUUGUGUACUAGGAAAAGUGCACCAGCAUCUUCAUGUUACUGAGACCAUUUUCCCAGCAUGGGCACUCAUAAACAGCACAUAGCAGACAGACCAGUGAGAUGCUCUCUCCUUAGCACCUGACAUCCUGCUCCCACCACACAAGACCCAUUUCCCAUUGUUUUAGAGAUUUGGAAACUUUGUACAAAUUAUUCACGGCAAGAUAAAAAUAAACAAGCCUUUAUUUUAUUAAUAAUUUAGUUCCUGUUGUGCCCAAUGAAAGUAAAAAAAAAAAAAAAAAAAAAAAUCAAACCCUUAGGAACAAACUACAAGAAAAACUACCAAGCUUUUGGAGUGAACUUAACAUAAACAGUGUCUCUUGUUUUUGAAGAGGGUUUUAGUUUCUGUUGUUUUCAAUUUUUCCGAUUUGCCCCUUUCAUUAUUUAGGUAUUUGUUUGGAAGAGUGCCCUGUAAAGGGGGUUCUUACUCGACUCUGGGCAGGUGCAUUUGUGCACUUCUUCCCUGGAUGGAUGGAUGGAAAGGGAGCAGGCCCACUCAUCUCUGGGUGGGUUCUGUGACAGUCACUUCGACUCAACCUGUUCUGUUCCCAGGCGGCCAUGCAGACAGUCUUCAGAUACUUCCUGUCUNUGUCACCUCUGCUCUAAGCAGAUCCUGUAUUAAGGGCAUGCCUUUGGUUAGGCUGAUUGGGAAUACAGUUCAGUACAGAAUAAAGAUUUUUAAAAUGCA